Molecule: messenger RNA, 481 nt
Organism: Perca fluviatilis (European perch)
Lineage: Eukaryota; Metazoa; Chordata; Actinopteri; Perciformes; Percidae
Product: ryanodine receptor 1-like
Exons: 6
Coding region: 77-481 (134 amino acids)
Biological process (GO): calcium ion transport
Cellular component (GO): calcium channel complex; smooth endoplasmic reticulum; Z disc
Molecular function (GO): ryanodine-sensitive calcium-release channel activity
Source: RefSeq, a predicted model, not a curated record
GCGUUUCACUCACUGCAUAUGCGUUUUACUGCCCUCCACAGGAAAUCAAUAAGUUUCCUUUUAAUGCCUUUGGAGAAUGGCAGAAGGUGCAGAUGGAGAGGAAGAGAUUCAGUUCCUGCGCACGGAUGAUCAGGUGGUGCUGCAGUGCACUGCAUCUAUUCUUAAGGAGCAGAUCAAGCUGUGUCUGUCAUGUGAAGGAUUUGGGAAUCGUCUGUGUUUCCUUGAGACCACCUCGAACGCUCAGAUUGUCCCUCCAGACCUUGCAAUCUGCUGCUUCAUUUUGGAGCAGUCCCUGUCUGUGCGGGCAUUACAGGAGAUGCUGUCCAACUCUUCUGUGGAUGAGGCUGUCGAUUUGGACAAAUGGGAGAGGCCUGCUGGUGGACCAUCCAUCCUGCCUCUAAGCAAAGGUCUGAAGGCGAGAAGGUCAGGGUGGGAGAUGACCUCAUUCUUGUCAGCGUUUCUUCAGAGCGAUACCUGGUAA